AUUUAAGCUUUCCCAUCAUCUCCCAGUCUCCACGAUUACCAGCAAUGGAGAUUCGCCGGAACGAAGCCUCCGUGUUCCGCACCUGCACCCGUACUGGCCGUCUCAACUCCAGAUAGAACAUGUUUCCGCCAUGGCUGGAGCUGACCAUUUCUUCGGCUCGCCACGCCAUGGGUGGAGCUGGACGUGCUGUCGCCCUGCCACCACCAUCGAUUCUCACCGUCGAUUCUACUGUCGCCGCCGCUACGGAUUGUCUCUAAGAUCCCUCCGGCGGUCGAGGAUGUUGCCUGCGGAUCUUCACUGCUCCGGUGGUCGAUGUCCUGCAAGUCCGGUUUAUGUCGCCAUAGAAGGCGUCGUUGUUGUGGCCACAGACGCCGUUGUGCAGAAUCCGGUGAGACAUUGA
Striga hermonthica is the source of this 400-nucleotide messenger RNA. NCBI's taxonomy places the organism in Eukaryota, Viridiplantae, Streptophyta, Magnoliopsida, Lamiales, Orobanchaceae. The record is from the annotation of a GenBank genome assembly.